This is a messenger RNA of Fukomys damarensis (Damara mole-rat), 2604 nucleotides long. It is a transcript of the gene Dgka, whose product is annotated as diacylglycerol kinase alpha. The coding region runs from base 293 to 2497 and encodes 734 amino acids. Gene Ontology annotation, cellular component: plasma membrane. The record is from RefSeq and is a predicted model, not a curated record. The transcript has 24 exons. Gene Ontology annotation, biological process: lipid phosphorylation; intracellular signal transduction; diacylglycerol metabolic process. Gene Ontology annotation, molecular function: ATP-dependent diacylglycerol kinase activity; calcium ion binding. Lineage: Eukaryota; Metazoa; Chordata; Mammalia; Rodentia; Bathyergidae.
GGGGCGGAGCCAGGAAGCAGGAUGCCUGGGUCUCCAUUCCUACCAGCAAGUCCCUAGGCUUCUGUCUCUCCCUUUUGCUCUACCAGCUUCAGCACCAUUCAUGCUGCCCCAAGAGCCUUGACAGCUCCUGAACCACCUCCAGGCAGAAGAAACUGAACGGACCUCCUGUCCUCCCCUACUUUGCACAAGGACCUUCUGCACCACCUGCAAGGCCUUACCCCUGAAGAGGACCAAGCGCCGGAAGUAUUACUACCAAGCUGCCUUUGUGGCCAUCCUUAAGAAAAACAGAAAGAUGGCCAAGGAGAGGGGCCUAAUAAGCCCCGAAGAUUUUGUCCAGCUGCAAAAAUACAUGGAAUACUCCACCCAAAAGGUCAGUGACGUCCUAAAGCUCUUCGAAGAUGGCGAGAUGGCCAAAUAUCUCCAAGGAGACGCCAUUGGAUACGAGGGAUUUGAGCAGUUCCUGAAAAUCUAUCUGGAGGUGGAUGAUGUUCCCAGUCACCUAAGCUUGGCACUGUUUCAGUCCUUCCACAAUGGUCAAUGCUUAAACGAGACUUUGCUAAAAGAUGUGGUGUGUCUUAGUGAUGUCUCCUGCUACUUCUCCCUUCUGGAGGGUGGCCGGCCAGAAGAUAAGCUAGAAUUCACGUUCAAGCUCUAUGACACAGACAGAAAUGGGAUUCUGGACAGCUCGGAAGUGGAAAAAAUCAUCCUCCAGAUGAUGCGAGUGGCUGAAUACUUGGAUUGGGAUGUGUCUGAGCUGAGGCCGAUUCUUCAGGAGAUGAUGAAAGAGAUUGACUAUGAUGGCAGUGGCUCUGUCUCCUUAGCUGAGUGGGUUCGGGCUGGGGCCACGACGGUGCCACUGCUAGUGCUGCUGGGACUGGAGAUGACUCUGAAGGACGACGGGCAACACAUGUGGAGACCCAAGAGGUUCCCUAGACCAGUCUACUGCAACCUGUGCGAGUCGAGCAUUGGUCUGGGCAAACAGGGGCUGAGCUGUAACCUCUGUAAGUACACCGUUCACGAUCACUGCGCCAUGAAGGCCGCGCCAUGUGAAGUCAGCACCUAUGCCAAGUCUCGGAAGGACAUUGGUGUCCAAUCACACGUGUGGGUGCGAGGAGGCUGUGAGUCUGGCCGUUGUGACCGCUGUCAGAAAAAGAUCCGGAUUUACCACAGUUUAACCGGGCUGCAUUGUGUAUGGUGCCACCUACAGAUCCACGAUGACUGCCUGCAAGCCAUAGGCCCGGAGUGUGACUGUGGCCCGCUCCGUGAACACAUCCUGCCCCCAUCCUCCAUCUAUCCCAGUGUCCUGGCAUCAGGACAGGAGCGUAAACAGAUCAAAAUAAGCCAGAAACCCACGGAUGACUUAAAUGUGUUCACGUCUGAAGCUCUGCGGAUUGAGCCUGUUCCUAACACUCACCCACUUCUAGUCUUUGUCAAUCCUAAGAGUGGUGGGAAGCAAGGGCAGAGGGUGCUCUGGAAGUUCCAGUAUAUACUAAACCCUCGGCAGGUGUUUAACCUGCUAAGGGAUGGUCCUGAGCCAGGACUCAGAUUCUUCAAAGAUGUUCCUGAUAGCCGGAUUUUGGUGUGUGGUGGAGAUGGCACAGUAGGCUGGAUUCUAGAGAGCAUUGAGAAAGCCAACUUGCCUGUGGUGCCUCCUGUUGCUGUGCUGCCUCUAGGCACUGGAAAUGAUCUGGCUCGUUGCCUACGGUGGGGAGGAGGGUAUGAGGGACAGAAUUUGGCAAAGAUUCUCAAGGAUUUAGAGAUGAGUAAGGUGGUCCAUAUAGAUCGAUGGUCCCUGGAAGUGAUACCCCAACAAACGGAAGAAAAAAGUGAUCCAGUCCCCUUUCAAAUCAUCAAUAACUACUUCUCCAUCGGUGUGGAUGCCUCUAUUGCUCACCGAUUCCACAUCAUGCGAGAGAAAUAUCCUGAGAAGUUCAACAGCAGAAUGAAGAACAAGCUCUGGUACUUUGAAUUUGCCACAUCUGAAUCCAUCUUCUCAACAUGCAAAAAGCUGGAAGAGUCUUUGACAGUUGAGAUCUGUGGGAAACCGCUGGAUCUGAGUAACCUGUCCCUAGAAGGCAUCGCAGUGCUGAACAUCCCUAGUAUGCAUGGUGGCUCCAACCUCUGGGGUGAUGCCAAAAGACCCCACGGGGAUAUCUGUGGGAUCAACCAGGCCUUAGGAUCUACAGCUAAAGUCAUCACUGACCCUGACAUCCUUAAAACCUGUGUGCCAGAUCUAAGUGACAAGCGACUGGAAGUAGUAGGGCUGGAGGGUGCAAUUGAGAUGGGCCAGAUCUAUACCAAGCUCAAGAGUGCUGGACGUCGGCUGGCCAAGUGCUCUGAGAUCACUUUCCACACCACAAAAACCCUCCCCAUGCAAAUUGACGGGGAACCCUGGAUGCAGUCACCCUGUACAAUCAAGAUCACCCACAAGAACCAGAUGCCCAUGCUCAUGGGCCCACCACCCCGCUCUUCUAAUUUCUUUGGCUUCUUAGGCUGAAGGAGACACCCUCAGCCUGCAAGCCAGCCUUGAACCCACUUGUCCAUCCCUGGACUCCACUCCCUAGGCUUUGUAUGUUACCGCCACAUCUUCCUGCCAGCUCAGGG